Molecule: messenger RNA, 4781 nt
Organism: Peromyscus californicus insignis
Lineage: Eukaryota; Metazoa; Chordata; Mammalia; Rodentia; Cricetidae
Gene: Mgat3
Product: beta-1,4-mannosyl-glycoprotein 4-beta-N-acetylglucosaminyltransferase
Exons: 2
Coding region: 16-1806 (596 amino acids)
Biological process (GO): N-acetylglucosamine metabolic process; protein N-linked glycosylation
Cellular component (GO): membrane
Molecular function (GO): beta-1,4-mannosylglycoprotein 4-beta-N-acetylglucosaminyltransferase activity
Source: RefSeq, a predicted model, not a curated record
AAUCCCCUGCAGGCCAUGGGACAAAGGAGAGAUGAUAGUCCAGGAAGUUGGUUGUGGAAUGGAAGGACUGAGGGAGGCUCCUGGGACCUGGCGUGUGUGGCUGCCUGGUUAGUCAUAUCACUGAGUGGCCCCGGAAGGAAAGAUAACCGGCAUAAAGAAGUUGCCAAAGCCUCCUCCAUCCGUACCAGGACGAAGAUGAGACGCUACAAACUCUUUCUCAUGUUCUGUAUGGCCGGCCUGUGCCUCAUCUCCUUCCUCCACUUCUUUAAGACCUUGUCCUAUGUCACCUUCCCCAGAGAACUGGCCUCCCUCAGCCCUAACCUGGUAUCCAGCUUCUUCUGGAACAAUGCCCCUGUCACUCCCCAGGCCAGUCCGGAGCCGGGUGGCGCCGACCUGUUGCGGACCCCACUCUACUCCCACUCCCCCUUGCUCCAGCCACUGUCCCCCAGCAAGGCCACCGAGGAACUGCACCGAGUGGACUUCUUCUUGUCGGAGGACACCACUGAAUAUUUUGUGCGCACCAAAGCCGGGGGUGUCUGUUUCAAACCAGGUACCAAGAUGCUGGAGAAACCUUCUUCAGGGCGCACGGAGGAGAAGCCCGAGGUGGCUGAGGGCUCCUCGGCCCGCGGCCCUGCUCGGAGGCCCAUGCGGCACGUGUUGAAUGCGCGAGAGCGGCCGGGUAGCCGGGGCACUAGGCGCAAGUGGGUUGAGUGUGUGUGCCUGCCAGGCUGGCACGGGCCCAGCUGCGGGGUGCCCACAGUGGUGCAGUAUUCCAACCUGCCCACCAAGGAGCGCCUGGUACCCAGGGAGGUGCCGAGGCGGGUUAUCAAUGCCAUCAACAUCAACCACGAGUUUGACCUCCUGGAUGUGCGUUUCCACGAGCUGGGCGAUGUGGUGGACGCCUUCGUGGUGUGCGAGUCCAACUUCACCGCCUACGGGGAGCCGCGGCCGCUCAAGUUCCGAGAGAUGCUGACCAACGGCACCUUCGAGUACAUCCGCCACAAGGUGCUCUACGUCUUUCUGGACCACUUCCCACCCGGUGGCCGGCAGGACGGCUGGAUCGCAGACGACUACCUGCGCACCUUCCUCACCCAGGAUGGUGUCUCCCGCUUGCGCAACCUGCGGCCUGAUGAUGUCUUCAUCAUCGAUGACGCUGACGAGAUCCCAGCGCGUGAUGGUGUGCUGUUUCUCAAGCUCUACGACGGCUGGACCGAGCCCUUUGCCUUCCACAUGCGCAAGUCCCUGUACGGCUUCUUCUGGAAGCAACCGGGCACGCUGGAGGUGGUGUCGGGCUGCACUGUGGACAUGUUGCAGGCCGUGUAUGGGCUGGAUGGCAUCCGCCUGCGCCGUCGCCAAUACUACACCAUGCCCAACUUCCGACAGUAUGAGAACCGCACAGGCCACAUCCUAGUGCAGUGGUCCCUUGGCAGUCCCCUGCACUUUGCGGGCUGGCAUUGCUCCUGGUGCUUCACGCCUGAGGGCAUCUAUUUCAAGCUUGUGUCGGCUCAGAAUGGCGACUUCCCACGCUGGGGGGACUAUGAGGACAAGAGGGACCUCAAUUACAUCCGCAGCUUGAUUCGCACCGGGGGCUGGUUCGACGGCACACAGCAGGAGUACCCUCCCGCAGACCCCAGUGAGCACAUGUAUGCUCCCAAAUACCUACUCAAGAACUAUGACCAGUUCCGCUACCUGCUGGACAACCCAUACCGGGAGCCAAAGAGCACUGUGGAGGAUGGGCGCCGGAACCCGGGCUCCGAGGGAAGGUCACCUGCUGCCAGGGGCAAGUUGGAUGCAGUGGAGGGCUAGGGCUGGGUAGGCUGGGGUGAUGGCUACCCCAGUUUUAUCUUUGGCCUCCUCAUGUCCCUGGGGGCUCUUGAGAGAGCCAGGAGUCAUGGUAGGUGGCUCUCUCUGCUCAAGCCCUCUGGAAUUAAGGGUCAGGCCUUUUAGCCCAAAACAGAAAAGAAAAAUUAAUCUUUUCCAGUAGAGAAGAGCAAGCCCACACAUCUAUGCAGCAUUUUGUCCCCAAGAGUGCUGUGGGCAAGAAGUGUCCCUGGAGCGCAUAAGGUGGUUUUCUGGGGCUGGGAGGGCUAUGGAGUUUCAGCCUAGUUGAGAGAAGCCCACCGUUGACAUCCUGGAUUAUUGACCUGCAAUGGAAAGGGGGGUAUGCCAUGCCAGGAGUUCCCAGGACACUGUAAAUAAAUGCCUUUGGGUUCAGGAGCAAGAAGAGCCACUUUGAGGGAGGGACUGAAAAGUGUAUCUGCUCUUGGUCUCGGCCGAGAAGCUAGGAGAGUGGUGGAAAAUGCACCCGGGAAAGAGAGCACUUGGCAGCUUCCUCAGAAGUGCUGGACCCGAGGAAUGAGGUCACUGCUGGCGGGAGGACGGAGCCAGCGGCCGUCAGUGCCCCUGCCCCUGUAGGCAGACGUGCUGGGGGCCUGAGGAACCUUCCUCUUGGUUCCAAAUCUAGCCUUGAAGGCUUUUUCGCUUUUCCUGUUGCUGUCUCAUGGGAUGCCAGCUCAGCUGCUUGCAAAGGACUCCAGGAGUCCAGUUCUCAGGGUGGGACAGGAGCUGGAGACUGUAUGGGCAGCCAGUAUAAGGGGUGGGACAAGAAAAGGGGACUGACAGAGGCCUCUCUCUCUCUCCCUCCCCAUCACUCUCUGCUGGCAUCCAGUCCCAUUCUACCACCAUCCCAGGUGCAGACAUUCCUGUGCCCUCCCCCACCCCAGAGUAGGCUAGGGGCCAAGGAAGGGGCCACAAGUUUUCUGGGGCCCAAGAAAGGGCCUUAAGGUCGGUGAUAUGUCAACCCAUUCCUCUUGAUUUGCCUUGUGGGGGCCCGGGAUGUAUUUGUUGGAGAAGAUUCUGAGAUCAUGUAGAAGCCCCUCGGCAAACAUCGGUCAAGUAAGACCAGCUUGUUUUUAAUUUAGUAGUCUAGGGGGUGAUGGUCCAGGGCCUGUAAGACAGACAGCUUAGCUUCAUUCACAACUUCCAGGUCUGGAUAGAGUGGCUGCUCCCGCUCACAUGAAAAGACGAGGAAGUGUGAACUCUUUCCUGUGAAGGGCAGGAGGCAGAUAUGUCUGUUGUUUCUGAUCGCAUCUUACUGGUCAGGACUUAGCUGCAUGGCUACAGGUAGUUGCAAGGAAAACUGGGAAAUGUAGUUUUGAGCAGGGCUGCUGUGUGCCUGCCUCAGUUUGAGAGUUCUGUAUUACCAGCAGCACCUUUGUGGGAGGGGUGCAAAUGAUUGAUUGCUCAUCAUGGGACCCUGCUCUCUCCCUGCCUGCCCCGCGGUUGAGGUCCAAUCGGGACUUGCAGGUGUAUGGGAAGAGUGGGUGCCUCUCCCUGAGGCCCCUGACGUUCCCUUGAUGCCAAUUUGCAGGGCUAUCUGUGGAAUGGUCCGUGUUUGUGCGUGUGUGUAUAUUUAUGGGCAUGGGUGCAUGCUUGGUGUGUAUUGUACAUGUCUGUAUCCAUGUGUCCCUGUACUAAGAUGAUGCUCACACGUGUGUGUAGGAGUAUAGGCUUGGCUGUCCUCUUCCCUAGGACCUGGAGCCUAUAUUCUUGUCUCCUGUGGCCCCUCAAGAUGUCUGAGGCAGGAAGUCCUUGGGGGACCUUGAAAGCAAGGCUAAAGGGAGUACAGGGUCUGUCUGUCUGUCUGUCUGUUUUUCAGACUGAGGAAUGGAAUCUUGCUAGCUAGAGGGCUAUGCAGCUGAGAGCCCACCACUCCCUCAGCCUCUCUUCGCCACGGAUACCCCAGCACCUCCUGGAUGUUCUCAUAUUGGAGGCUUCCUGAGGGGUUUCUUCUGAUUCAGCUCUGUCUGGAGCCGUUUACCAGGUGGUGCGGUGGGUGUGGGGUGGGGACAACUCUGGAGAACAGGCACAAACCAGGCUGAGGGGCUCUGUGGCUCCACUCCUCUCAUUGAGGGGUCCCACCCAUGAAACCUCCCUUCAAAGAGCUUCCCUCUCUCGUUCCUCUUGGGACUGAGAGGUGGCCCCAGAAGUCAGGAUGUCCCAGAGGCGUAUGGGUCCAUCUGUGCCAGGGCACUCCUCUGAGAUGCCUGUGGGUGCUCCCGAGGGAUGCCUCCCCCUCAAAUGAAAUCCUCAUCCCACACUCUGGGUAACCUCAGCUGCUUCAUAGACACCCCAUUUCAGGCAUUUCAGGGCUCCUGCCUGCAGGUGACCAGUUCAGGGAUACUGGGAAAGCACAGAUCUAAUGGGCUGGCCUUCUCUCUCAGACCAGUAGGAGGAAAAUAACCAUUUCAACCAGGCAGGAAGAGGCCUGGUCGUGGGCUGAGAGACCACCUGUGAGAGGUGGGGGCUAAAAGGUUUCACAUCUAACCACAGCAUACACUGGGAAUUUGAGGGGCAGGGGACCCAGGACCAUACCCUCAAUAUGAAGGGAAACUCUAUUGAAUGUGAAUGUGGGCGCAUUCUCCAGGAACCACUGUCCUGUGACCUCUAAACCCAAGGAGGCCUGUUCAUUCCGGGCAUCCAGCUGACCUCGUUCACCCAGGGGUCACAGCAGUUAUAGGAGGCAGGCAUGAUGAAGCUUUGGAGACACAGGUGAGAUUCAGGGUGGGAAGACAGGACCCACCCAAGCAGAAGGUAGGGCCCUGGGAAAUGUGUAAUUUAAGGACACCAAUAAUAAUAAUAGUAUUAUUUUUUUUGUAAAGGAAAAUCAAUAUGUACAUUCUGAAAUCAUUUUCUCUGUAAAUGGUUGAAUUUCAUUUCACCCUUAAAGGGAUGCUUAAAGGAGAAGAUAAUAUUAAUAAUAAAAACAGCUGCGAAGUCUG